AGAAACGAUGGCAAAACUAUUUUUAAAAGUGAAUUCCAGCUCAGUUCUGGAAAAGAAACUGCUUAAUUGAUAUGAUCGACAUUUUAAACGACUUUCGUACAUUCUCCAGCUCUUUAUCGCGAUUGAAAUGCGAUUCCCACGUUUAAUAACCGUCACUAUCAUGUCUAGAAAACACAUGUCAGUUAAGUACAUAUAACAGUAACAAAUUGCAUGUUUGCCUUCUUUGAUAGCGUUGACUUCUUUGCCAUUUCUGUAUGAAUUGCAUGCACUGGAACGUGUGCCGGUAGUAGCUGAGCGAGCCAGCAAAGUCAAGCGGAACCCUGAACUUGAUUUUUCUCCUGCGGAAGACAAGCCGGAGCUAUCAUUACCGGAUGCCUAACGGUAGGCGUUUCCAUCAGCACUGCGUAUGUGAUGGAAAAUGUUCCGUGGCGGGUGAAAUAUUUCUCAACUGAUCACGUUAGCAUGGACCGAAGAAGUUGUUCAUAGCUUGUCAAAUUUUUGCUGUAGCGGGAGGUGAAAUCUGCUCGUUUCGAUUUUUUUCCUGGAUUAUUUAUUAGGAUGGCGGCCAACACCGGAGUUAAAAUUAUUCGAGACUUUCUCCGCGAAAGCCCUUGUCGGAAGGCCUACCUGUUGACCCAGCAAAAGAGCUACGCCCAUCAGUUUUCGAAAAACAACGGUUUGCGAAAAAUCCCUGCAUCCAAUCGGCAUCCGGAAGUGCGCCCCAAAACUGCUCCGAUUCUACCUACAAAUCUAGCUCAAGCAAUCACCGGUCACAACCUUAUGGAGAGCCACCACCCGGAGCGGAGACGACCGACGACCAGUGGAAAAUUACUGAAACGUCCCCGAGAUCCGACUCCACAACGCAACCGAAGACCCGGCAGUGGCAGUAGCAAAUGUCCGAAACCGAGUCGUCCCAAGCGUCCCGCCGAAGAAAUCCGCCAGAGUGAACCACCCUCCACAUCGGACAGUAAUGCCCGUCGGAAGCAACACAACAAACAAUCUAAAUCUCCGGAUCAAGCUCAGAAAUCUCACAAGAAACCGUGCAAGAUCUGUAUCCACGAGGACGACUGUCAGAUCCCGACGCAGUGGCAGCAACUGUUGAAUGCUGCUCCGAAAAAAGAACCUUCAUCUAAUGGAUUUCGUUAUCUGAUUGAUGAAAUCGAAAGACUACGGGCAGAACUUAUUCAACGCGGGGACAUGAAGCAUAUCACGUUCCGGGAAUCGCUUCAGUUGAUCAACGAAAUCAAGCAGAGAAUCGAUGCCGCUUCCGAUACCGAUGCUUUCCUGGACCGAUUAGUACCGCUACAGACGACAUUGCUGCACUCGGCGGCGGACAUUAAAUCGCGCAAAUCGGCGCCACGUUCGCUACGGUUCGAGGGUGGCCGUAUUUUGCCAUCCGACUAUGCUGCAUUCAAAUCACAUGCCGUGGGGCGAAAAGAAAGCAUAUUUAAGGUGGUGGGAAGCAACGCAAGUAGACGGAACGAGAAAAAAUUCGACGAAGGACCUUUGCGGAUGUUGCUUCCCUUCAUGAGGGGUAGGCCGAUCCAAGAGCAUGCUAAAUUUUAACAGAAUAGUGUAAAUUAAAAUGUUUGAAAACUGAAA
Messenger RNA from Malaya genurostris, 1602 nucleotides. RefSeq lists its product as uncharacterized. Lineage: Eukaryota; Metazoa; Arthropoda; Insecta; Diptera; Culicidae. The coding region runs from base 559 to 1566 and encodes 335 amino acids. The transcript is spliced from 2 exons. The record is from RefSeq and is a predicted model, not a curated record.